Molecule: messenger RNA, 14487 nt
Organism: Chironomus riparius
Lineage: Eukaryota; Metazoa; Arthropoda; Insecta; Diptera; Chironomidae
Source: the annotation of a GenBank genome assembly
AUGCAACGUAAUCAACAACAACAAAUUACAAAGCAACAGCAGCAAUAUUCCUCACAACAGGAAUAUGUGCAGCAACAGCAACAAUUCUCAUCCCAACAACGAAUCGAACAAUCUUUUACAAGUACUCGACAAGUGACACAACAAGUUCAACAAAGAGUUCAACAACAUGGUGGUUAUGUUCAACAAAUUUCGCAAACACCAACAAGUGGCGCACCAGCUGCUAUUCAAUACGUUCAACAACCGGUAACUCCAACGGUUUCAUCAACACCAACACAAAAUUAUGCACCGCCAAUUUUUGAGCAAAUUUUCAAAAAUGCUCGCUUCGCUCAAGGUGGAAAUGCAACAUUCGAAGGUCGUCUUAAGGGUACUCCAAUGCCAGAAGUGUCAUGGACACGCAAGGGUGCACCAUUGUUUGAUUCACAAAAGUAUCGAAUGACUUAUAAUCAAACAACUGGUGAUGUCACUUUGACAAUCAAUCAAAUUGGACCUGGAGAUGAGGGCGAAUAUACAUGUCGGGCUCGUAAUGCUGUUGGUGAAGCUAUUUGCUCAGUCUUUAUUCAACCUGAAGGACUUCCAGCACCACAACUUCAACAAACCAAAAUCAAUGUUCAGCAACAACAACAGCAAAGAGUUUAUCAACAACAAACAUCUAAGCAAACCAAUGGAUACUCCUUUACUUCUCAUGAGGAAGAAUUUAAGGUUGAUACCUUUGAGUACCGUCUAUUGCGUGAAGUUCAAUAUCGUGAACAAAUUACUCGUCGUUAUGCUGGUGAACUUGAUUCACAACUUAUAACUCUUGUUGAUCGUGCCUUAGGCCCAGCAUCACCACCACUCAUUCAAGUUAAGCCACGCAACUCAAAACUCAUUGAAGGCUCUGAUGCCAUCUUCUCAAUGAAAGUUGCUGGUAAUCCAAAAGUACGCUUAAGCUGGUUCCACAAUGGCAAUCGUAUAAUCCCAUCAGAGACUAAGCAUGAAAUUUCUUAUUCAAACAACCAAGCUACUCUCCGAAUUAAGAAUUCUGCUGCAUCUGAUUCUGGUCAUUAUACAUUGUUAGCUGAAAAUACUCAAGGAUGUGUUGUCUCAUCAGCCGUUCUUGCUAUUGAACCAGCACAAGAACAACGUGCUUAUACCCCAGCAGCUGAUAACUAUGCUGAAACGACAGAACAAGCAAAGGCAUUGGCACCAACCUUCAUUAAAGUCUUCCAAGAUCGUGAGACACAAGAAGGAAAAAUGACACGUUUUGAUUGUCGUGUUACUGGACGUCCAUAUCCUGAAGUCACUUGGUUUAUUAAUCAAGUUCAAGUUAAUGACGAUGCUACUCAUAAAAUCCUCGUUAACGAAUCAGGAAAUCAUUCAUUGAUGAUCACAAACGUUAGUCGAUUUGAUGGAGGUGUUGUUACAUGCAUUGCUCGUAACAAGUCAGGCGAAGUGUCAACUCAAGGCAGCCUUAUUGUUCUCGAACGUGAACAAGUCGUUGCCCCGAAAUUCGUCGAAAGAUUCACAACUGUUAAUAUUCGUGAAGGUGAACCUGUUAGAUUGUGUGCACGUGCUGUUGGUACUCCAGUUCCAAGAAUUACAUGGCAAAAGGAUGGAGCACAACUUAUUCCAAAUGAUAAUCUUUAUAUUGGAGUUGAUGGCGGUGCUACAGCUUUGGAUAUUCCACAAGCAAUGUCUAGUGAUGCUGGUUGGUAUCAAUGUACUGCUCAAAAUGUUGCAGGCUCAACUGCUACACGUGCAAGAUUGUUUGUCGAAACCACCAAACCACAAUAUACCGAACAAAAAAAGAUUAACUUCCCUAAACCAACUAGAGUCAUUGAACCUGAACCAGCACAGGAACCAGAAAUUAUCUACUUAAGACAUGUUGAACGUGCUAAGCCACAUGCAACAGCUGUUGAAGAAGAUCGAGUCUAUCCACCACCCCAAUUUAUUGUCCCACUUCGUGAUGUCAAUCAAGUUGAAGGUGGUAAAGUGCACUUUGAAGCACGUAUUGAACCUGUCGGAGAUCCAACAAUGAGAGUCGAAUUCUUAUUGAAUGGAAAAUUGAUUGUCGCUAGUUCACGUGCAAAUUGCACCUUCCAAUUUGGAUUUGUUGCAUUGGACUUGAUCAGCGUUAUUGUUGAAGACAGUGGUGAAUAUGUUUGUCGGGUAACAAGUGCCGGUGGUGUUGCUGAGUCACGUGCAAUUUUGCGUGUUACUCAAAAACCAGCUAUUGAAAAGUCAACUCAACAUCCAUCAAGUUUGGAAUAUAUCCAACAUUUGGAAGAUUAUUCCAAAUAUCAACGUAGUGAAAGCAUUGAAGAGACAUCAACUCACAUGCCACACUUCAUCCGUCCAUUACAAGACUUAGGUGAUAUUGAAGAAGGAAAGAAUGCUCACUUUGAAGCCCAAUUGACUCCAGUCUCCGAUCCAACGAUGAGAGUUGAAUGGUACAAAGAUGGUCGAGCGAUUACAGCCAGCUCAAGAAUCACUGCAAUCUUCAACUUUGGCUAUGUCUCCCUUAACAUUAUGCAUCUACGGGCUGAAGACUCUGGUUCAUAUACAGUUCGUGCUGUUAAUCGCAUUGGUGAAGCUUUAAGCACAUCAAACAUCAGAAUUAUCUGUAAGGAAACUGUCACUGGAGAUUUGGGUAUUUCCGAACAACAACGUCAUAUCCAAAAAUGUGAGCAAUUGGAACAAUAUCAUCAAUAUCAAAACAUGAAGCUUGUUGAAGAACAGCCUGAAAGUUAUGUCCGUCCAGAAUUUAAGAAUCCAAUUAGUGAUCAAUUGAAUAUUCGCGAAGGUGGAUUCGCUCAUUUCGAAGCUCGUCUCGAACCAGUCGGUGACUCAACAUUACGUGUUGAAUGGUUGAAAGAUGGAAAAGUUGUUGAGGCUAGUUCUCGUAUUACUUCCUUCUUCAACUUUGGAUAUGUUGCAUUGACCAUCAAGCAAGUAACUGUCCAUGAUGUUGGCACUUACACUUGCCGUGCAUACAAUGCAUUAGGUGAAGCACAAACAGCAGCUAAAAUGACAGUCAUCACAAAACAAGAUGUCAUUGUCGAGUCACAACAUCAAUUGGGUCUUGAAAGAAUCCAACAAUUGGAAGACUCAACACGUCAUACAAGAACAACAGUCACACAUGAAAAGCAAAAGGAACAAGAAGAAAUUUUGUUGAACAUUCAACCAAGAUUCUUAGGUCCAAUGAAAGGAACAACAAAGAUCAUCGAAGGACAACGCGCUCAUUUUGAGGUCCGCGUUGAGCCACAAAGUGAUUUGUCAAUGCAAAUUGAAUGGUAUCACAAUGGUCAGCCAAUUAUGCCAGCCAAUCGUAUCCAAAUGUAUCACGAUUUUGGAUAUGUUGCUUUAGAUAUUUUGGGAGUUCGUGGCGAAGAUGCUGGCACAUAUACAGUUGUCGCACGUAAUAGUUUGGGUGAAGCUCAAACAAGCGCUACAAUGUUGGUAGAAACUCGCUCAAGCAUUGAUACAUCAACAUUACAUCGCGGAACAUACGAAAAAACACAACGAAUGGAAGAUUCCAAAUUUGUCGAACCACAAUAUAAUAUCGAAGAAAUUUGCCGUUCGAAGCCACACUUCACGGCACUACUUUCUGAUCCACAACCGGUUCAGGAAGGAAGAAAUAUUCAUCUUGAAUGCAAAUUGGAGCCAGUCAAUGAUCCAACAAUGAAAGUCGAAUGGUUCCAAAAUGGUCGUCCAAUUACUGUCGGUUCACGGUUCCGUACUUACUAUGACUUUGGAUUUGUUGCAUUAGAUAUCAUCCAUGCAUCAACAAUGGACGUUGGUGAAUAUACCGUACGCGCAACAAAUCAACUUGGAAGUGCUCAUACAUCAGCUUGUGUACGUGUCAUUGGACAACGUGAUGUUGUUACCGAGACACAAAAUGAAAUGUCAUUAGAACAUAUUCAGUUCUUGGAAGAUGGAUCACGUUUCCGUCGUGAAACAUCUGAGGAUGUUAGCAUCGCUCAAGCACCAACUUUCACUCGUCCAUUACACAAUAUUGAGACAAUUGAAGGAACCAAUGUACAUCUUGAAUGUCGCUUACAACCAGUCAGUGAUCCAUACAUGAGAGUCGAUUGGUUCGUUAAUGGAGUUCCAGUCAAGACAGGUCAUCGUUUCAGACCAGCACAUGACUUUGAUUAUGUUGCUUUAGAUUUACUUGGAGUUUAUGCUACUGACUCUGGUGUCUACACAUGUCAAGCUCGCAAUCAACUUGGUGAGGCUGUUACAUCAUGCUCAGUCAAGAUUAUUGCCAAGAAGGACUUGAUUAUGGAUUCACAAUAUCCAGCUGGUUUGGAAAAGAUCCAAUACUUAGAAGAUACAUCACGUUAUCAACGUAAUGAAUAUGUCGAUGAAAUUGUCAACAUCAAGCCACGUUUCCUUACCAAACCAAAGAGCAUGGAAGGCAUGAAAGAAGGUCAACAUGCUCACUUUGAAUGCAAGCUUGAACCAGUCACUGAUCCAAACUUGAAAGUUGAAUGGUUUAAGAAUGGAAGACCAAUUGCGAUUGGUCAUCGUUUCCGUCCAAUUCAUGACUUUGGUUAUGUUGCACUUGACAUUACUGACUUGAUUGCUGAAGAUACAGCAACAUACACUUGCCGUGCAGUCAACUUGGUUGGAUAUGAUGAAAUUACCUGCAAUCUUAUUUGCAAGGGAAGUGCACAAAUUUUGACAACAACUCAAAAUGAAUGUGGACUUGAACAGAUCCAGUUCUUGGAAGACAAGUCACGUUACCAACGUCAUGAGGAAAUUGAUGAAGUUUCCAAACAAGCUCCAAUCUUUACAACAUCAUUGAAAAACAUUGAGAUCCGUGAAGGACAACGUGCUCAUUUUGAAUGUCGUUUGAUUCCAGUGUCUGAUCCUCAUUUGAAGGUUGAAUGGUAUCAUAAUCAAAUCCCAUUGAAAUCUGGUUCCAGAUUCACAGAAACUAACAAUUUUGGAUUUGUUGCUCUUGACAUCAUGGCUUGUAUGCCAGAAGAUUCUGGAACAUACACUUGCCGUGCCAUCAAUCAAUUAGGUGAAGCCAUUACAUCAGCAGUUGCUGUCGUUCAUUCACGCAAAGCAAUUGUCUUGGAAACUCAACAUGAAGCAGCUCUUCAAAGUUUGAGAAUCUUGGAAGAUACUUCACGCUACCAUCGCGAUGCUGUCCAAGAUGAAACCAUCACUCAAGCUCCAGUUUUUACAUUACCUGUUCGUGAUGUUAAGACUAAUGAAGGACAUGCUGUACAUUAUGAAGCUCGUUUGAUUCCAGUUGGAGAUCCAAAACUUACCGUUCAAUGGUUCAGAAAUGGAGUUCCAAUUGAAGCAUCCAAUCGCCUCUCAACAAUGCACGAUUUUGGAUAUGUUGCUCUCAACAUGAAGUAUGCCAACCCUGAAGAUUCAGGAACUUAUACUUGUCGUGCAAUCAAUGAACUUGGACAAGCUGUCACAUCAGCUACACUUAUUGUACAAUCCAAGGCAGCUUUAGACUUGCAAACCCAAAACGAGGCAGCUCUCGAAAAGAUCCACAUGCUUGAAGACUCAACACGCUUCCAACGUCGUGAAGAUGAAGAAGUCAUUGUCACACAACCACCACACUUUACUGUCAAAUUGAUGGGACCAAGCAACUUAAAGGAAGGUCAAUCAGCUCAUUAUGAAUGCCGCAUUGAACCAUAUCCAGAUCCAAAUUUGAAAGUCGAAUGGUUACAUAAUGGAAAACCAAUACAAACUGGUCAUCGUUUCCGUACAAACUAUGACUUUGGAUUUGCUUCUCUUGAUAUUCUUACUGUCUAUCCAGCUGACAGCGGUGAAUACACAUGCCGUGUUACUAAUCGUUUAGGACAAGCUCAAUCAGCUGUUAAAUUGAAUGUUGCUUCACGUUCAUCAAUUAUUUACGAAACACAAAAUGAAGGAGCUUUAGAGAAGAUCCAAUACCUUGAAGAUGCAUCACGUUAUCAACGUCGUGCUGAAGAAGAGCAAUACACUGCUGAAAAGCCACAAUUUGGUCGUCCAUUAAGAAAUGCUAAUGUUAAUGAAGGAGUUCCAAUUCACUUGGAAGCUACUCUCGUUCCAGUCAAUGAUCCAACAAUGAAGGUUGAAUGGUUUGUCAAUGGACGUCCAAUUCCAGCUGGUUCACGUUUCAGAACAACUUAUGACUUUGGAUUUGUUGCCUUGGAUAUUAUGGAUGCUCAUGCUGAAGACACUGGAACUUACAUGUGCAAAGCCAAGAAUGCUGUCGGUGAGGCUAUGACGACUUGCGCUGUAAAAGUCACAGCUAACAAAAUUUUGUACUUGGAAACAUUGGACGAAGACCGUUACAAGAAGAUUCAAGAACUUGAAAGCUAUCAUCAACCAAAGACUGUUGAAGCUGAAACACCUGGUCAAAAACCAGUCUUCCUUACUCCACUUAAUAGCUUGGAGAAUUUGAAGGAAGGUGAUUAUGCUCAUCUUGAAUGUCGUGUCGAACCAAUUAAUGAUCCAGACUUAAGAAUCGAUUGGUUUGUCAAUGGAAAACCAAUUCGUGCUGGUCAUCGUUUCCGUACAACUCACGAUUUCGGAUAUGUUGCUUUAGAUAUUCUUUAUGCUUAUGGUGAAGACACUGGUACUUACAUGUGUCGUGCAACCAAUAAACUCGGUGAAGCUGUAAGCACAUGCAAUAUUAAGGUUGUUAACCGUCGCAGCAUCAUUUUGGAUUCACAACAUCCAGAUGGUUUAGAAAAGAUCCAAAAAUUGGAAGCUCAAGUUCGUCCAUCGAAAUUGGAAGUUGAAGAUCAACCCGUUUCUCCACCACGUUUUGUCACUGAAAUGCGGGGAACAAAUGAGGCAGCUGAAGGACAGACUGCUCACUUUGAAGGUCAAAUUGAACCAAUCCAUGACCCGAAUUUGCGUAUUGAAUUCUUCCAUAAUGGCAAGCCAUUACAAUCAGCUUCACGCUUCCACACAACAUUCGAUUUCGGUUAUGUCUCAUUGGAUAUCACUCAUGUUGUUCCAGAAGAUGCUGGUGAAUAUACAGUCAAGGCUUUUAAUGCUCUUGGACAAUGCAAGUCAUCAGUUAACUUCAAGGUCGUUCCAAAGGGAAGCAUCAUCUAUGACACUCAGAUUCCUGGAGGUUUAGAGAAGAUUAAGGCUCUUGAAUCAGCUCAACCAUGGCAAAGACCAGAAAUUGCUGAACCAGCAACUAAACAAAGACCCGUCUUCACACAGCCAUUACAAAACAUUGACUAUCUUCCUGAAGGUCAAAAUGCUCACUUUGAAGCUCGUUUGAUUCCAGUUGGUGACCCCAACUUGAAAGUCGAAUGGUUCAGAAAUGAGAAGCCAAUUGAAGACAGUUCUCGUAUCAGAACUCAACAUGACUUUGGAUUUGUCUCAAUGGACAUUGCUCACAUUCGUGAUGAUGAUCAAGGUGUUUACAUGUGUCGUGCCACAAAUCCACUUGGUGAAGCUGUUACAACUGCUUCAAUGAAGGUUGGAACAAAGGCAAGCAUUCUUUUGGAAACACAACAUCCAGAAGGUAUGAGAAAGAUCAUGAAAUUAGAACAACCACUUGCAGCACGUCCAGAAGAACCAGAUCGUGACUUUGAGAAACCAAUCUUUACUCAAUUGCUCUCUGGACCAUCUGAAAUUUGGGAAGGUCAAAAUGCUCACUUUGAAGCUCGUGUUGUUCCAGUCGGAGAUCCAUCACUUCGUUUUGAAUGGUUUGUCAAUGGCAAGGAACUCAAAUUGGGAUCAAGAAUUAAGACAACAACCGAUUUUGGAUUUGUCACUCUUGAUAUUAUUGGAUCAGUUCCUGAAGAUGCUGGCGUUUACAUGUGCAAAGCAAUCAACAAAGCUGGCGAAGCUGUAUCUUCAAUUUCAAUGAAGGUUCGCUCCAAAUCAUCAAUUGUCGGUGAGAGCUUAUUACCAGAAUCAUGGGAAAAGAUUCAAUUGAAAGAAGCUUCAAUGCAACAACGUCCAGAAUUGUUCCCAGAAUCUGGUCCACAACAAGCACCAGUCUUUAUUCAACACUUGCAAAGUCACGAUAAGCUCGUUGAAGGUCAACAUAUUUACCUUGAAGCAACUGUUGAACCAAAAGCAGAUCCUAACUUGCGCAUUGAAUGGUUCAAGAAUGGAGUUGCACUUACAACUGGAGCUCGUAUUAAGAGCACAUUCGAUUUCGGUCUUGUUGGAAUGUCAAUCAAUUCAUUACGUGAUGAUGAUUCAGCCAUUUACACAUGCAAGGCUACAAAUCUUUUGGGAGAAGCUGUUACAACAUGUACAUUAAAGGUUGAAGAUAAGCACUGGUUAUUGGGUGAAUCAUUACAUCCACAAUCAUUGCCAAGAAUUAUUGAUUUGGAAGCACCACGUGGUGGUAAGGCUGAUUCAGGAGAACCAGUCUAUGAAUCACCAGUCUUCAUCACUCAUCUUAACAAUGUUGAAUGUAAAGAAAAUGAAAAUCCUCACUUUGAAUGUAAUGUUGAACCAUCAAAGGAUCCAACGAUGAAAAUCGAAUGGUUUGUCAAUGGAAAGCCAUUGCCAGCUGGUGCUCGUUACAAGACAACAUACGAUUUCGGAUUUUGUUCAUUGGAUAUUAUUGGAGCUUAUGCUGAAGAUUCUGCUGUUUACACCUGUAAAGCUACUAAUAACAAGGGAACCGCAUCAACAUCAGGAACCCUUAAAUGUACUGGAACUGCUACAAUGUUCCUUGAUACACAACAUCCACAAGGCAAGGCUGGUCUUGAAGCCGUUGAAGGCAAGGAACGUGACAUUGCUGACAAGUAUAAGCGUCAAACAUCAGUUCCAGACAAGGAUUAUGGUCCACCAGAAUGGAUUGUAUCUGUCGAGCCAGAAAAACGUCUUGGUGAAGCUCAACCUUUACAUUUGGAGGGUCAAGUUGAACCAAAACAAGAUCCAAAUCUCAAGAUCGAAUGGUAUUUCAAUGGAAAACAAUUACAACAUGGAUCUCGCUUCAAAUUUACCAAUGACUUUGGAUUUGUUACAUUGGAUUUGAGUGAAGUUUAUGAACGUGAUCAAGGUGUUUAUACAUGCAAAGCUGUCAACAAGAAGGGAGAAGCCUUUACUACAUCUACAAUCUACUGUACAUCAAAGGAAAGUCUCAUCGAAAGAACUCAACAUCCAAAAGGAAAGGAAGGCUUGGAAGCUAUCCAAGAUUUGGAAGAUUCAUUACGCAAAUCAGCUAGUGGACCAAUCUCUGAUGAUGAAGGUCAAGCACCAAGAUUUACAUCAGAAUUCGUACCAAUCACGAAUAUUGUUGAAGGUGAAAUUGCUCACUUUGAAGCAACUCUGGUUCCAACAGGUGAUCAAAGUAUGGUUAUUGAAUGGUUCCAUAAUGACAAGCAAAUUGAUGCUAGUCACAGAAUUCGUACAGUCUAUGCUUUCGGAAUGGUUAUCUUGGAGAUUUUGGGUACUAAGAUUCCAGAUUCAGGAACUUAUACAUGUCGUGCAACCAACAAGUAUGGAAAGACAGAACAAAGCGUCACAUUGGGAUGCGUUGACAAGUCAGCUGGUCAACCACCCAAGUUUACAACUCAAAUUCAAAAACUUGAAGGACUUAAAGAUGGACAAUCUGCUCACUUUGAAUGCACACUGGAACCAGUUGGUGAUCCUGAUAUGAAGGUCGAAUGGUUCCAUAAUGGAGUUCCAAUGAGACACUCAACUCGCAUCAAGCCAGUUUCAGACUUUGGUUAUGUCUUGCUUGACAUUGCUUACGUACAAAGCCACGAUUCUGGUGAAUAUAUCUGCAAAGCAUCCAAUAAAUAUGGUGAGGAUUAUACACGUGCAACUAUUCAAUGUUACGGAAAGGGUGGUGUCUUCUAUGACACAUUACAGCCCGAUUCAUUGGCUCGCAUUCGUGAACUCGAAAGCUUAGGUCAACAAGCAGAACAGCCAAGCAGCCCAACUGGUGAAGCACCUAAAUUCACCAAACAAAUUAUCAGCUUGGAGAAAUUGGUUGAAGGACAAAGUGCUCACUUUGAAGCUCGUCUUACACCAACAAACGAUCCAGACUUGCAUGUUGAAUGGUACUGGAAUGGAAAGAAACUUCCUCAUGGUCAUCGAUUUAGAACUUUCCAUGACUUUGGAAUUGUCAUUUUGGACAUUUUGUAUUGUUAUGAGGAAAAUUCUGGUGAAUAUGAAUGCAGAGCUGUUAACAAAUAUGGAAGUGAUUCCACAAAAGCCACGCUCAAAUGUUUAUCAAAGGCUAAUCUUAUUUUGGACUCGCAACUACCAAGAGGCAUGGAAGGUGGUUUAGAAAAGAUUCAGACAUUGGAAGACUCACAUAUUCGUGAUCGUGACGACAGAUCGAUUGAGAGAGGUGGCAAGGCUCCUGUAUUUACAGUUCCAUUAUCAAACAUUGAUAGUUUACGUGAAGGUGAAAGUGCUCACUUUGAAGCACGUCUUACUCCAACUGAUGAUCCAAAAUUGAAGGUUGAAUGGUUCUGGAAUGGAAAGCCAUUGAAGACUGGCUCAAGAUUCCGUACAUUCUGUGACUUUGGAUUUGUCAUUUUGGAAAUCUCACCAGUAUAUCCAGAAGAUUCAGGCGAAUACUCAUGUCGUGCAACUAAUGACUAUGGUGAAGCAGUCACAACAUCAACAAUGAAGGUUCAAGGCAAGAGAAGCAUUAUCUACGAUUCACAAUUACCAAAGGGUAUGGAAGGAACAAUCGAUAAGAUUGCUGAAUUGGAAGGUUUGGGUGCAGGUCCAGGACAAAUGUCACCAGAUGAUGAUUCAGGUAAACCACCAGAGUUCAUCACAACACCAACUGAUUUAGUGAUUAAUGAGAAUCAAUUGGCUCACUUCGAGUGCCGUCUUACACCAGUUAAUGAUCCAAGCAUGAGAGUUGAAUGGUAUCAUAAUGGAAAGGCAUUAUGGGCUGGAUCUCGCAUCAAGACAAUCAACGAUUUCGGAUUUGUUAUUUUGGAAAUUGCUGGAUGUUAUCAACGAGAUGGUGGCUUAUAUACAUGCAAGGCCACAAACAAGCAUGGUGAAGCUUCAGUUUCAUGCAAAUUACAAGUCCGUGGACGUCAAGGAAUUGUCAUGGAACCUCAAUUGCCAUCAAGCUUUAGAACAGGAACAGAAGCUAUUCAGAAAUUGGAAGAGAAUCUCCAUAAACGUGAAGAAAUUCCAAUUGAUGAUGAAACACCAAACCCACCAAGAUUCCUUAUCGAAAUCAAGGAUAAUGUUGACAUCCCAGAAAGUGGACCACUUCACUUCGACUGCCGUGUUGAACCAAUCAACGAUCCAUCAAUGCGCAUUGACUGGUAUCAUAAUGGACGUCCAUUUGCUACUGGAUCACGUGUACAUAUGUUGAACGACUUUGGUUUCAUCGCACUUGACAUGGACUAUGUCUAUUCUCGUGAUUCAGGUGUUUAUGAGUGUAGAGCAACCAACAAAUGGGGAUCUGCAUCAACAAUUGCUAAGAUUAUUGUUAAAUCAAAGACUAACAUCAUUCUUGACUCACAAUUGCCAGAAGGCAUGACAGGUGAAAAGUUGAAGGAAUUAGAACGUGGACCAAUUUCACAAGCACCAAAAGACGAUGCUGUAUUUGGACCACCUAAAUUUGUCACACUCAUUCAAUCACUCACUGUUGAAGAAUCCGAUGCAAUUCGCUUUGAGGCUCGCGUUGAACCAAAAGAAGAUCCAAGAUUACGUAUCGAAUGGUAUCGCAAUGGCAAACCAUUGCCAUCUGGUCACAGAUUCAGAACACUUUAUGACAUGGGCUUCAUAUCUCUUGACGUUCUCUAUGUUUAUGCAGAGGACAGCGGAGAAUAUACUUGCCGUGCUGUAAAUGACUUUGGUGAAGAUUUUACUAAGGCUUUCGUCACAUGCAAGAAACUUCCAUCAAUCAUCUUGCAAAACCAAAUUCCAAAGGGCAUGCAAAAAUCUGAGACCGUUAUGCAGAUGGAGGCAACGAUUAAGAAAUAUACAUCAGAAAUCUUCCUUACUGAAGAUGAUCUGUUUGAUCCCGAUCGCAACCAGCCUCCACGAUUCGUCGUACAAAUCAAGAGUCAAGAAAAAUUGGUUGAGAUGCAAUCAACUAAAUUCGAAUGUCAAUUGGCACCUGUUGGUGAUCCUAAUAUGCGUGUUGAAUGGUUCUUCAAUGGAAAACCACUUUCAUUCAAAAAUCGCUUUACACCAAUUUACGAUUUCGGUUAUGUUGCAAUGAACUUCGGAUGGGUCUAUCCAGAAGACAGCGGAGAAUAUUUGUGCAGAGCUACCAACUUGUACGGUAUGGAUGAGACAAGAGCUUUCAUCAAGACAGCCGGUAAACCAGGCAUCAUCUAUGACUCACAAUUGCCAAAGGGAAUGAAGAGUUUGAAACAAAUCCGUGAGAUUGAAGCUAACCUUAACAAGGUUCCAGAAGAGAAGGUCGAACCAGAGAAGGCAAAGAUGAAGCCAACAUUUGUGUUGUCACCAGAUCCAGUUACCAUCGAGGAAGGUGAAUGGGCUAGGUUCUGCUGCCGUGUUACUGGACAUCCAAGACCACGUGUCAUGUGGUUGAUCAAUGGACACACUGUUGUCAAUGGUCAACGUUACAAGCUGUCAUACGAUGGCAUGUAUCACUUCGAUAUUCCAAAGACUCGUCAAUACGACACUGGUAAAAUUGAAGUCAUUGCUCGUAACUCAGCUGGUGAGGCAAUCACAUCAACUGAUCUUGAAGUCAUUUCACGCAAAGAUGACUAUCGUGGUGUUCUUAAGAACUCACCAAGACCAUGGUAUGAUUAUGACCUAGUCGCUUACCAAAAGGAACGUUAUGUAACAGAUUUAGAGAAAACAUUCGAAGAACGCAAUCAAACAAUUCAAGAGCGUGGCGGUGUUGACCUUAAUGCCGUUCAUCUUAAGCCAAAGGAAGUUAAGCCUGAACAACCAGAUUGGCAGAAGACUGUCAAGAGCAAGAAGACUAAAGAAUAUUAUGACAAAUUGUCAGAACUUGAAAGUGAGCAAUUGGUUAAGGAACAAAGAGUAAGAGAAUCAACUCAUCAAUAUGCUCUUCCUGGAGAUUCAGCUGGCAAAAAAUCAAUUGCCAAGGGUAUGGCUCAUUUGUAUGAAACUCAACUUGAGAAAACUGAAGAAGUCAACGGUGAAACAACAGAAGUAACCAGAAUCCAAAAGAGUAUUCCAGACCCAUCUGAAACAACAGUUCAUGGAAAGGAAGUUCAUGUCUCAAAACAAAAGCAAGUCCAAAAAGAGAAGGUUGGUGACACAGAAAUCACAAGAAAGAUCACAGCAACUGAAACAACAGAAGUUGAGCACAAGGGAACAACUCAAGAGCGCGUUGUAGAAGGUCCAGUUCAACCAUCUAAACCACCAGUUUUUACAAAGAAAAUCCAACCAUGCAGAAUCUUUGAGAACGAACAAGCUAAGUUUGAAGUUGAGUAUGAUGGCGAGCCAAUUCCAAAAGUCAAAUGGUUCCGUGAGAACUUUGAAAUCCAUAACUCAAAGGACUUCCAAAUUCAUACAUUUGGAACAAAAUCAGUUCUUAUCAUGCGUCAAGCUUUGUUAGAAGAUUCUGCAGUUUUUGCAGUCAUCGCUGAAAAUAGAGGAGGAACUGCCAAGUGCAGUGCUAAUUUAGUUGUUGAAGAACGUCGUAGAACUGGUCGUGGUGGAUUAAUUCCUCCAUCAUUCUCAAGCACCAUUCAAGAUGUUUCAGUUAGUGCUGGACAAUUAGCAAGAUUUGAUGCUCGUGUUACUGGCACAAAGCCAAUUGAUGUUUACUGGUUAAAGGAUGGCAAGAGAAUUUCACCAAAUAUUAAGUAUAAGAUGCUUGAAGAAGACAGUGUCAAUACAUUGUUGAUUAUUGAGACCUACCAAGAAGAUGCUGGCAAGUACGAGUGUGUUGCCAUUAAUGGAUCCGGAGAAGCUCGUUGCGAUGCCACAUGCUCAGUUGAUGUUCCAACUUCACCAAAGAUUGAGAAACCAACAACACCUGGAGCUGAAAAGAAGCCAAUUGUUCUUGAGCCAUUAAAAGAACAAAAGGUUGUUGAAGGUUCAGCCGUUGUAUUCAAAACCAAAGCAACUGGCAAACCAAUUCCAACAGCUUCAUGGUACAAGGGCGACAAAGUUAUUAAACCAUCAAAAUACUUCCAAAUGACAAAGGAACGCGAAUACUACACACUUAAGAUUUCUGAAGCCUUCCCAGAAGAUGAGGGCGAAUAUAAAUGUGUCUUGAAGAACAGCGCUGGCGAAACACCAACUAAAGCUAAGCUUUCUGUCUUGGCUCCAGAAGUUCAAGACGCUUUGCCAAAAUUGACACCAUUGAAGGACGUGGUUGUUACUGAAGGACAACCAGCCAAGUUCAAGACUACUCAUACUAGCAAGUCUAAGGUCAAUGUUCAGUGGUUCCGUGAAGGUCUUUUAAUUCCGGAAUCUCCAGAUUUUCAAUUCUUGACGGAAGGCAGUAGUGUCAGUUUGGUCAUCACAAACACCUACGAAGAAGAUUCAGGUGUCUUCACAUGUCGCAUCACAAAUACCGUCGGACAAGUUGAAACAUCCGCAAAAUUAAUUGUUAAAAGUAAGCCUUAA